ACACUGUGCUGACUGCCGGGAUAUAACCAUGAAGAAAAACACAAGUUUCUGAUCUCAUGGAGUUUGCAUUCCACUGGGAGUAUUCAGACAAUUAAAGAUCUAUAGCAGGUUGUGAUAAGAAUUAAAGCAGGAUUCUACAGUCAGGAAGCAUCUUGGAAAUAAGGGCAGGCAGGAACCAGGAGAGCAGCCACAAUGACUUCCCUGCUGAUGGACAUACAAGAGGAAGUGACCUGCCCCAUCUGCCUGGAGCUCCUGACAGAGCCUCUGAGCAUAGACUGUGGUCACAGCUUCUGUAAAGCCUGCAUUACACAGAACAGUGGGGAAUCAGAGAAUGGCCAGGAAGGGGAAAGCAGCUGUCCAGUAUGCCAGGUCAGCUACCAACUUGGCAGUCUCCGGCCUAAUCGGCACCUGGCCAACAUAGCAGAGCGGCUCAGAGAAGUAGUAUUGGUUCCCGGAAAGCUGCCAAAGGUAAUUCUUUGUGCAAACCAUGGAGAGAAACUCCAGCUCUUCUGUAAGGAGGAUGGAAAGGUCAUCUGCUGGCUUUGUGAGCGUUCUCAGGAGCACCGUGGUCACCACACGUUUCUCAUGGAGGAGAUUGCCCAGGCGUACCAGGAGAAGUUCCAGGAGUCUCUGCAGAGGCUGAGGAAAGAGCAGGAGGAAGCUGAGAAGCUAAAAGCUUUCAUCAGACGGAAGAGGGCAUCCUGGAAGAAUCAGAUGGAGCCUGAGAAACACAGGAUCCAGACAGAGUUCAAUCAUCUGCGAAGCAUCCUGGACAAAGUGGAGCAGCGGGAACUGAAAAAGCUGGAAGAGGAAGGGAGGAAGGGGCUGAGAAUUAUAGAAGAAGCUGAAAAUGAGCUGAUCCACCAGAGCCAGUCACUGAGAGAGCUCAUCUCAGACCUGGAGUGUCGAUGCCAAGGGUCAGCAAUGGAGCUGCUGCAGGAUGUGAGUGAUGUCACAGAAAGGAGUGAGUUCUGGACCCUGAGGAAGCCAGAAGCUCUUCCCACCAAGCUGAGAAGCAUGUUUCGAACCCCAGAUCUGAAGAAGAUGCUGCGAGUGUUUAGAGAGCUGACAGAUGUGCAGAGCUACUGGGUGGAUGUGACUCUGAACCCGCCCACAGCUAAUUUAAAUCUUGUCCUGUCUAAAAACCGGAGACAGGUGAGAUUUGUGGGUGCUGAGCUGUCUGAGCCUUCUCAUCUGGAAGAACAUUAUGACUGCAGCGUCCUGGGUGUCCAGCACUUCUCCUCAGGAAAGCAUUACUGGGAGGUGGAUGUGGCCAAGAAGACUGCCUGGAUCCUGGGGGUGUGCAGUCAUUCCAUGGUACCUACCUCCUCUUUCAACCAGUAUGCUAAGAAUCCCAAUGCUUACUCGAGAUACCAGCCUCAGAAUGGGUACUGGGUGAUUGGGCUUCAGCAUAAACAUGCGUACAAGGCCUAUGAGGACUCCACCGCAGCCCUGCUUCUCUCCAUGACAGUGCGCCCUCGCCGAGUUGGGGUUUUCUUAGACUAUGAGGCUGGAACCGUCUCCUUUUAUAAUGUCACGAACCACGGCUUCCCCAUUUACACUUUCUCCAAAUAUUACUUCCCUACCACCCUGUGCCCAUAUUUUAAUCCUUGCAACUGUGCAGUUCCCAUGACCCUACGUCGCCCAAGCUCUUAAACAUUCUACUGUCUGCUGUCUCCACCUCACCUGAGCGGUACCCUUCACCCUGUGGCUUCUCUGCACAUGGUUCUCCUUCUAAUCUCCUGUUUUUCUAUAUUCUCACUGUUGAACAUUUACUAGGAUGUGCCCAAUGGUAACAGUGAACGUCCUUGACUAAUUGCAGAUCUUGAGGUGGGUAAUGGGAGCUUUAAACAUUUUGCCAUCAAGCAUGAUGUUGGUUGGAGGUUUUUUGGUUGAUGCAGGGGGUCAAAGAAAAUUGUCUACUAAAUUGCUAUGAGUUUUUAUAUGGAAUGAAAAAUUGAAUUCAGCGAUAUUUUUUCUCCUGUAACUAAGAGAUAGUCAUGCGUCAUUUUAUUGUGAUAAUAAAUCAAGUAGAUUGUUUUAUUUCAGUUGUUAAAUCUGUCACCAAUU
Nycticebus coucang (slow loris) is the source of this 2070-nucleotide messenger RNA. RefSeq names its product tripartite motif containing 6 (gene TRIM6). Gene Ontology annotation, molecular function: zinc ion binding; protein binding. The record is from RefSeq and is a predicted model, not a curated record. NCBI's taxonomy places the organism in Eukaryota, Metazoa, Chordata, Mammalia, Primates, Lorisidae. The transcript has 8 exons. The coding region runs from base 193 to 1656 and encodes 487 amino acids.